AUGGCUCCUGCAGAUUUCCCAGCCUCCCUUCCUGUGUGUGUGUGUCUGCUGCUGGCCUCUGGCUUUGCCCAGGCAGGCAGGCUGCUGGUGGUGCCCAUGGAUGGGAGCCACUGGUUCACCAUGCAGUUGGUUGUGGAGAAGCUCAUCCACAGAGGGCAUGAGUUGGUGGUAGUCAUGCCAGAGGUGAGUUGGCAAAUAGGAAAAUCCGUGAAUUUUACAGUGAAGACGUACUCAACUUCUUACACUUUGGAGAAUCUGGACCAGAAGUUUAAGUAUUUUUCUCACACUCAAUGGAAAACUCCAGAACAAAGUGUACUUUCCUUAAUGACAGGCUCAGCCAAAGUUUUUUCUAAAUUAAUGUUUUCCCACUGUAGAAGUUUGUUUAAUGACAAGAAGUUAGUGGAGUACUUGAAGCAGAGUUCUUUUGAUGCUGUGUUUCUGGAUCCAUUCGAGAUCUGUGGCUUAACUGUUGCCAAGUAUCUGUCGGUCCCUUCAUUGUUGUUUACAAGGUAUUUCUAUUGCCACUAUCUUGAAGAGGGCACCCAGUGUCCCAGUCCGCUGUCUUAUGUUCCUAGACUUUUCUCAAAACUUUCAGACACCAUGACUUUCAAGGAGAGAUUGUCGAACUUUGCUUUUUACAUGGAAGAGCGUGCAUUUUGCCAUCACUUGUUUAAAAGUGCUACAGAUAUUGCCUCUGAAGUUCUCCAGACCCCCGUGACUUUGGAAGACCUCUUCUCCCAGGCGUCUAUUUGGUUGUUACGCACCGACUUUGUGUUAGAUUUCCCCAAACCUGUGAUGCCAAACAUGGUGUUCAUUGGUGGGCUCAACUGCCAAAAAAGAAAGCCGCUUUCCAAGGUAUGUUGUCUGUCUUUAGCACAUGAAGAGGGGCCUGGUUUCAGGCAAUGAAAAGGAAA
This is a messenger RNA of Alexandromys fortis (reed vole), 914 nucleotides long. Its product is annotated as UDP-glucuronosyltransferase 1A7-like. Bases 1 to 906 code for a protein of 301 amino acids. The record is from RefSeq and is a predicted model, not a curated record. Gene Ontology annotation, molecular function: UDP-glycosyltransferase activity. NCBI's taxonomy places the organism in Eukaryota, Metazoa, Chordata, Mammalia, Rodentia, Cricetidae. The transcript has a single exon.